ACAAUACAAUACAAACAUAAAAUAUAAAACCACACACUCAUACACUGAGCACACAGAGGUCUUUCCUCCUUUCGUCACCAUCAAAAGGUGCAAACAAGCAGGGCUCGUUUGUACCCUUGUUUAAAUAUUACUAGUUUUUGAUUUGUUGUUAGAAGAUAGAGAUGGGGAAGAAACUGGAUGCUUUGCUGAGGAGAGGCUUCAAGACCUCAAAAUUCAAGGCCACGGUUGCGCUGGCCGUUUCUCGGCUGGCUGUGCUCAAGAACCAGCGCCAGGCGCGGUGCUCUAUUGCACAGUCCGACGUUGUUGAGUUCCUUAAGAGUAGCAACCAUGACAGGGCUCUUCUCAGGGUUGAGCAAGUGAUAAAGGAGCAGAAUAUGUUGGAUGUGUUUGUUGUACUGGAAGGAUAUUGCCAUCUUUUGAUAGAGAGAGUCAACCUGUUUGAACAAGAAAAAGUUUGCCCUGAAGAGUUGAAAGAAGCUGUGUCGACUUUGAUCUUUGCUGCCACAAGAUGUGGGGAGUUCCCGGAACUUCAACAGAUUCGGGCAAUUUUCACUUCCCGCUUCGGCAAAGAAUUUGCAGCUCGGGCUGUUGAAUUGCGCAAUAAUUGUGGAGUUAAUCCUAAGAUUAUACAGAAGCUGUCAACCAAGCCACCAAGCUUGGAGAACAAAAUGAAGGCGCUGAAGGAGAUUGCUUCAGACUACAACAUUGAUCUUCCGAUGGAGGAAACUGUAUCAGACAGUAGAAUGGAAGAUCAGGACUCAAGCCUGGAGAAGCAGCAGAAGCCAAGUCAAUCAGGUCCUUCUAGAAUUUCUAAUCAAGGAGAGAAUGAAUCAAUGUUACAGCCUGCAGACGAGAUAGACAGAGGUGAAGAUUUUUCUGAUACACUUAAAAUUAGGAGAAAAUACAAGGAUGUGGCUGAUGCAGCGGAAGAAGCUUUCAAGUCUGCUGCUUAUGCAGCAGCAGCCGCUAGAGCAGCUGUGGAAUUAUCACGGUCUGAAUCCACAGAUCCUGAUGAUCCAAAUACCCCCAACAUCCGGCUGAGAAAUGUAACAGCCACGAUUAAGCCAAUCAAAGCUGAACUCCAAACUCAUGAGGAAGAUAUAGCGGAGGACGAGCAUAUGAAAACUGAAGUGAAAUUUGAGAAAAUCCACCCAGUUCAAUACUAUGACUUGGAGAGUAAAGAUGCAGGUAUACAUGAAGAAAAGGGAGAGGAACAGUUCAAAGGAGACGAGAAUGGAACUGAAUUUAAGAGAUCACUUUCUGCAUCAAGCUUGGAUUCAUCAGAUGACAAUGUGAAGGGGGUUAGCCUAUCUUCGGAUGAAGCCGGCCAGAGUAAGAAAGGGGGUGUAGUAUUUGAUGAAAGUGAUGGUGAAGAUGAGCAGGAAAUGAGGGUACCUGGAACAUAUGACUUCAAUGCUGGUCAAAAGAAUGAUGUAUUUGAAGGGAGAAGCAGAGCUCAAGUUGGAGUGAAGAUGAAGACAGGGCCUGGAAAUGCCCACGCUCAAUUUGCUACAGAGAAGAAAACUCAAAUUAUAGAGCCUUUAAACAUCAACAGGAGGCCGAUCUCUGUAAGAACCAGAUGGGCACACAGAUAAUAGUUACAUGUGCUAUUUAACGAGUACUGUUUCCGCUUCGAGUUUUUCUGUAAUAAAUAAUAAUAUAGGUCGUGUGAGCAAGUCCUUUUUGCUUUUGCUUUUCAUGUUUAUCUUUUUCUUCUGUUGUAAAGUUUGAGAGAACUUGUAAUGGCUUUUGUGAAGUUGAAAUGUUGGGUGCCUAGCUUUCCAACAUGUGAAGCUGAGUUAUA
Molecule: messenger RNA, 1804 nt
Organism: Sesamum indicum (sesame)
Lineage: Eukaryota; Viridiplantae; Streptophyta; Magnoliopsida; Lamiales; Pedaliaceae
Biological process (GO): protein transport
Source: RefSeq, a predicted model, not a curated record